AUGAAAAUAACGAUAUUAUUAUUUUUGUUAUCCAUUUUGACAACCUGUCUAUCUGGACCGCUAGACAUAACAAGAUAUAAAAAACAAAUUACACCAAUUCCUUGUUCACCGCAACCUGUUCCACCGGUAAUAACACCACCAUGCUGUAAUGAUUUGGAUUUAAAAGCUUUAGUGUGGCAACAAAUUUACGAACUAAGAAAAAUUGAAAGUGCCAUAACUAAUAAGCCACCAUGUGUUUUACCUUGCCCACCACCACCAGUUGAGCCAGCAACUCCCGAACCAACAACACCAACAACUCCAGAGUGUCCGCCAACAACACCAACAACUCCUGAACCAACCCCACCAACCACACCCGAACCAACAACUCCUGAGCCAACCACACCAGCAACGCCGGCAUGUCCGCCAACAACGCCUGAACCAACUACACCAACAACACCAACAACUCCCGAGCCAACCACACCAGCAACGCCGGCAUGUCCGCCAACAACGCCUGAACCAACUACACCAACAACACCAACUACGCCCGAACCCACAACACCAACAACUCCUGAACCAGCCACACCAACAACUCCACAAUGCCCGCCAACAACGCCAGCUACCCCUGAACCAUCAACUCCGGAGCCAACCACACCAACUACACCCGAACCAACAACGCCAGAGCCAACCACACCAACAACGCCGGCAACGCCCGAACCAGCUACACCAGCAACGCCAACAACUCCUGAACCAACCACACCCGAACCAACAACGCCAGAGCCAACCACACCAACAACGCCCGAACCAGCUACACCAACAACUCCUGAACCAACCACACCAACAACUCCUGAACCAACCACACCAACAACUCCUGAACCAACCACACCCGAACCAACAACUCCUGAACCAACCACACCAACUACACCCGAACCAACAACUCCUGAGCCAACAACACCAACUACACCCGAACCAACAACUCCUGAACCAACCACACCAACUACACCCGAACCAACAACUCCUGAGCCAACAACACCAACUACACCCGAACCAGCAACACCUGAACCAACCACACCAACUCCCGAACCAACAACACCAACUACACCCGAACCGACACCCCCAACUACACCCGAGCCAACAACUCCAGAACCAACGACACCAACUACACCGGAACCAACAACUCCAGUAUGUCCGCCAACAACACCCGAGCCGACAACACCAACUCCUGAACCAACAACACCAACUACCCCCGAACCAACACCGCCAACUACACCCGAACCAACAACUCCAGAACCAACCACACCAACUACACCGCAACCAACAACUCCAGUGUGUCCGCCAACAACCCCCGAGCCCACAACACCAACUCCCGAACCAACAACACCAACUACACCCGAACCAACAACUCCAGAACCAACCACACCAACUACACCAGAACCAACAACUCCAGUGUGUCCGCCAACAACACCCGAGCCGACAACACCAACUCCUGAACCAACAACACCAACUACCCCCGAACCAACACCGCCAACUACACCAGAACCAACAACUCCAGAACCAACUACACCGGAACCAACAACUCCAGUGUGUCCGCCAACCACACCCGAGCCGACAACACCAACUCCUGAACCAACAACACCAACUACGCCCGAACCAACCACACCAACUACACCGGAACCAACAACACCAACUCCCGAACCAACAACACCAACUACACCCGAACCAACCACACCAACUACACCGGAACCAACAACUCCAGUGUGUCCGCCAACAACACCCGAGCCCACAACACCAACUCCCGAACCAACAACACCAACUACACCCGAACCGACACCGCCAACUACACCCGAACCAACAACUCCAGAGCCAACCACACCAACUACACCGGAACCAACAACUCCAGUGUGUCCGCCAACAACACCCGAGCCUACAACACCUACCCCCGAACCAACAACACCAACUACACCCGAACCAACACCGCCAACUACACCCGAACCAACAACUCCAGAACCAACCACACCAACUACACCGGAACCAACAACUCCAGUGUGUCCGCCAACCACACCCGAGCCCACAACACCAACUCCUGAACCAACAACUCCAACUACCCCCGAGCCAACACCACCAACUACUCCAGAACCAACCACACCAACUACACCGGAACCAACAACUCCAGUGUGUCCGCCAACCACACCCGAGCCCACAACACCAACCCCCGAACCAACUACACCCGAACCAACAACUCCUGAACCAACCACACCCACUACACCGGAACCAACAACUCCAGUGUGUCCGCCAACCACACCCGAGCCGACAACACCAACUCCUGAACCAACAACACCAACUCCCGAACCAACAACUCCAGAACCAACCACACCGGAACCAACAACUCCAGUGUGUCCGCCAACAACACCCGAGCCCACAACACCAACUCCCGAACCAACAACACCAACUCCCGAACCAACAACACCAACUACACCCGAACCAACACCGCCAACUACACCCGAACCAACAACUCCAGAACCAACCACACCAACUACACCGGAACCAACAACUCCAGUGUGUCCGCCAACAACACCCGAGCCCACAACACCAACUCCCGAACCAACAACACCAACUACACCCGAACCAACACCACCAACUACACCCGAACCAACAACUCCAGAACCAACCACACCAACUACACCAGAACCAACAACUCCAGUGUGUCCGCCAACCACACCCGAGCCGACAACACCAACUCCUGAACCAACAACACCAACUACCCCCGAACCAACACCGCCAACUACACCAGAACCUACCACACCAACUACACCGGAACCAACAACCCCAGUGUGUCCGCCAACAACACCCGAGCCCACAACACCAACUCCCGAACCAACAACACCAACUCCCGAACCAACAACACCAACUCCCGAACCAACAACACCAACUACACCCGAACCAACAACUCCAGUGUGUCCGCCAACAACACCCGAGCCCACAACACCAACUCCCGAACCAACAACACCAACUACACCCGAACCAACACCGCCAACUACACCCGAACCAACUACACCAACUACGCCGGAACCAACAACUCCAGUGUGUCCGCCAACAACACCCGAGCCCACAUCACCAACUCCCGAACCAACAACACCAACUCCCGAACCAACAACACCAACUACACCCGAACCAACCACACCAACAACUCCAGUGUGUCCGCCAGCAACCCCCGAACCAACUACGCCAACAACUCCUGAACCACCAACACCGACAACUCCCGAACCAACUGCACCAACAACGCCUGAGCCAACUCCAGAUUGUCCUCCAACAACGCCGGCAACGCCAGAACCAACGCCAACAACGCCAGAACCAACGCCAACAACGCCGACAACACCAACAACACCAACUACUCCUACACCUCCAGGAUGCUAAUUCUUUGGUUGAAUUGAAACAUAAAAUUUUGAACGCAUUUAAAAUUAUUUUAAAAUAUUUUUUUUAUUAUAUUGAUAAGGUUGUGGGCAAAGAGAA
Molecule: messenger RNA, 3486 nt
Organism: Condylostylus longicornis
Lineage: Eukaryota; Metazoa; Arthropoda; Insecta; Diptera; Dolichopodidae
Product: mucin-2-like
Exons: 1
Coding region: 1-3390 (1129 amino acids)
Source: RefSeq, a predicted model, not a curated record